Messenger RNA from Arachis stenosperma, 3109 nucleotides. RefSeq lists its product as uncharacterized. Gene Ontology annotation, molecular function: ATP binding; ATP hydrolysis activity. Lineage: Eukaryota; Viridiplantae; Streptophyta; Magnoliopsida; Fabales; Fabaceae. Gene Ontology annotation, cellular component: mitochondrial outer membrane. The record is from RefSeq and is a predicted model, not a curated record. The transcript has 15 exons. Bases 338 to 2926 code for a protein of 862 amino acids.
CUAACAGUCCAUAAUUUAGAGUCAAAUGAAGAUGGCUUCUCUUCUCUUCGCUUUAAGUCGGUUGAUAUUGUUUUUAAUAUUCCUUGAGAACGUGCUACUAUAUUAACCCAUACCAACGCCACAACAAUAAAACUCACAUGGUAACAAAUAAUCCAUCAGAGCAGUGACACGUAACCGUAACCGUAACAAAUUGCAGAGGUGAGUCACCUUCCGUCCUCUUAACACACACAAGUUGACGACUUGAACGGGUCACCAUUAAAAUCAGCAACUCAACUCAACUCAACUCCAUUUCAUAGAAACAAAAACAUAAGAAGAAUAGGAAGGGAUCACCGUGGUCAUGGAACAGAAGAGCUUGUUGAUAUCGGCGCUGAGUGUUGGGGUUGGAGUGGGAGUUGGGAUAGGCUUAGCUUCUGGACAAAGCCUUGGUAGCACCUGGGGUGCAACUUCUUCUUCUUCUUCAAACUCAAACGCCAUCACUCCCAUGAAAUUGGAGCAGGAAAUGCUUAAACUCGUGCUUGAUGGCGGAGACAGCAACAUUACCUUUGAUAACUUCCCUUAUUAUCUCAGUGAGCAGACAAAGGUUUUGUUGAUAAGUGCCGCUUAUGUUCAUUUAAAGCAUGCUGAUAUUUCCAAAUAUACGCGCAAUCUUGCUCCUGCAAGCCGAACUAUUCUGCUUUCAGGGCCAGCAGAACUUUACCAGCAGGUUUAUGCCAAGGCUUUGGCUCACUACUUUAAGGCCAAGUUGCUUCUCUUGGAUUUAACUGACUUUUCGUUGAAGAUUCAGAGUAGAUAUGGUUCUUCUGCAAACAAGGAAUCUGCUUCCUUCAAAAGAUCUACUUCAGAGUCCACUCUGGAGCGGUUAUCUGACAUGUUUGGAUCAUUUUCAAUCUUUUCACAGAGGGAAGAGCCUAAGGGCAAAAUACAGAGGCAAAGCAGUGGAAUGGACCUCCGAUCAAUGGGGACUGAAGGAUCUUGUAAUCCUCCUAAGAUUCGUCGAAAUGUGUCUGCCUCCGCAAAUAUUAGUAGCCUUGCCUUGCAAAGCAAUUCUUCAAAUUCAGCUCCUCUGAAGCGCACAACCAGCUGGUCUUUUGAUGAGAAGCUUCUUAUCCAGACCCUUUACAAGGUAAUGUUACUUUUGGUUGGAUACAAUUUCCAAAUUAAACAAAGCUCGACUUCAUAUCCACCAUUUCACUUGCAGGUUCUGCUUUUUGUGUCAAAAACCAAUCCCAUUGUGCUAUAUCUGCGGGAUGUUGACAAGUUGCUACAUAGAUCAACAAGGAUUUUUAACCUGUUCCAGAAAAUGUUGAGUAAAUUAUCUGGACCUAUUCUGAUUCUUGGUUCACGAGUUUUGGAUGCUGAUAACGACUACCAAGAGGUAGAUGACAGACUUAGUUUGCUGUUCCCUUACAAUCUGGUAAUCAGACCCCCAGAAGAUGAAUCGCAUCUCGUCAGCUGGAAGAGUCGGUUUGAAGAGGACAUGAAGAUGAUACAGGUUCAGGAUAACAAGAACCAUAUCAUGGAAGUGCUUGCAGCCAAUGAUCUUGAUUGUGAUGACCUGGACUCUGUCUGUUUGGCGGACACAAUGGUUCUCAGCAACUAUAUAGAAGAGAUUGUUGUGUCUGCAAUUUCAUAUCAUUUAAUGAAUAACAAAGAUCCUGAAUACAGAAAUGGGAAACUUGUUAUUCCAUGCAAUAGUUUGUCCCGUGCAUUGAGUAUAUUCGAGGAAGGGAAAUUCAGUGAAAAAGAUACGUUAAAAUUAGAAGCUCAGGCAGUAAAAUCUGAGAAAAAGGAAGAACCUGCUAUGAAACGAGAAGCAAAGUCUGAAAAUCCUGCUCCUGUUAAGAAGGCUGAAGCAGAAAUAUCAACUUCAGUGGUAAAGGCCGAGGGUGAAAACUCAGCUCCAGCUCCCAAAGUUGAAGUCCCUCCUGAUAAUGAAUUCGAGAAGCGAAUAAGACCUGCGGUAAUACCAGCAAAUGAAAUUGGUGUGACAUUCUCAGAUAUUGGUGCCUUAGAUGAGACCAAGGAAUCCCUUCAAGAACUAGUAAUGCUUCCUCUUCGAAGGCCGGAUCUCUUCAAAGGAGGCCUUCUAAAGCCCUGUAGAGGAAUAUUGCUGUUUGGUCCUCCUGGCACCGGAAAGACAAUGCUGGCAAAGGCCAUCGCAAACGAGGCCGGGGCAAGUUUCAUAAACGUGUCCAUGUCUACCAUCACUUCCAAAUGGUUUGGUGAAGAUGAGAAGAAUGUUCGCGCUUUAUUCAUGCUGGCAGCCAAGGUCUCGCCAACAAUCAUAUUUGUUGAUGAGGUUGACAGCAUGCUUGGGCAUCGGAGCAGAGUUGGGGAGCAUGAAGCCAUGAGGAAAAUCAAGAAUGAGUUUAUGACUCACUGGGAUGGACUAAUGACAAAACCAGGGGAGCGCAUCCUUGUUCUUGCUGCAACCAAUAGGCCCUUUGACUUGGAUGAAGCAAUUAUUAGGAGAUUUGAAAGAAGAAUUAUGGUAGGGCUACCAUCUGUGGAGAAUAGGGAAAAAAUCUUGAAGACACUUCUGGCAAAAGAGAAAGUGGACGAGGAUCUUGAUUUGAAGGAACUUGCAACUAUGACGGAAGGAUACAGUGGCAGUGACUUGAAGAACUUGUGCAUAACUGCUGCUUAUAGGCCUGUUAGAGAGUUGAUUCAACAAGAGAGACUAAAGACUCUGGAGGAAAAGCAUAAAGGUAGCCAAGGAGAUAGUCCGGAUACAGAAGAUGAAGUUAAGCAGAAAAGGGAUAUUAAACCUAGGCCAUUGAAUAUGCAGGACUUGAAAGAGGCAAAAAAUCAAGUAGCUGCAAGCUUUGCAAGUGAGGGAGCAGGAAUGAAUGAGUUGAUGCAGUGGAACGAAUUGUAUGGCGAGGGCGGUUCAAGGAAGCAGCAACAACUAUCCUACUUCCUCUAAUACCGUCGAGGCAACAACUAUUUAUUUAUUUGCAUUGUUGUGUCAAAGUUGCUGUAUGUAUACCUACACAAGUGUGAAGCUACGAUAUUCAUAUCAUAUAAGCACUGCUUGUGUGUGAAGCAAAACAAAAGCUGUGGCCGGAAAUAAAGAAUGCAGAACUAAAAUAAAUAUGAUUUGUUUAAA